AAAUCUCUACGCUUUUCUCUCUGCAAUUACUCUUGGAGAACUUCUUUCUCUAUAACAUCGAGUAUUGCUGACUUGAGCGUCGGAGUGUUUUCCCCGAGGAAACAACCUCGGGAUUUUCAGGUGUGGAAGCAGCUAAGAACUUCAACAGUGUUGGACUGCGAAGCUGCCCAAACAUUUGGCGCCGUCUGCGGGAAACCGAACAAGAAGUCGUGUGGCUUAACUUGCUGAAAGAUAACAUGGUUCAUACCUUUACAGGAGGUCGCCCUCCAAGAAAUGAGAUGGACGAACAGGAGGACGCCCAAGACCACCUAAGUGAAACAGAUGAUGAAAGAACACCAACUGGGUAUGCAACCCAGCCUGAACAGUUCCAAGUUCCAACAGGAACAGGACAAAGACCUUCUAGACCGUACAAUGCACAGCGUGUACGACCUGAAAGGUCGUCAGAGCCUGCUCGGACAACCGAGCUCGAAGAGAGAACCAGAGUUCUCGAAAUGGCAAUGGGUAAAAUCCUUGCCCGUCUAAUUCCUAAUGACCCCCUGAUUCCUUUGCUGAACAGGGAUGCACAACCGGCUGCGGUUGUUGCGAUGCGAAAUUCCCCGGCCCUAAGCAACAUAGUAGUGCCGACUAGGCCAAGGGGAAGCGGGAAGCUAAACCUCGAGCCAAGCUCGUCCAAGCAUAGUGAAGAACUGAUGAGAAAGAAUGCAGACCUUGAAAGACAACUGAGAGAUGUACAAAAGUCUAUUGACGAGCUGAAAAGUCCCAGGUCGCACCAACAAACCGUGGAUUUGGAUAGUGCUCCACUAAACAUGUCCAUCACAGUAGAACCCUAUCAAGAGGGAUUCAAGAUUCCCCAUCUGGAGACAUAUGAUGGUUCAGGUGACCCAGAUGAACAUCUGCACACCUAUCAACCCAUCAUGAGAAUCCAAAAUGCCAAUGAUGCCACGAUGUGUAAAGUGUUCCCAACGACACUGAAAUCAACAGCUAGGAGAUGGUAUCACAAGCUCCCCAGACAUUCUAUAGACUCAUACUCCCAGCUUGCCAAGCUAUUCUCCAACAAAUUCGCGAGCCAGAGAGAGAUCAAACGCACAACAACUGAGCUGAUGCAAGUCAAUCAAAAGGAAGGGGAAUCUCUGAGGGACUACAUGCAGCGAUUCAACAAAGCCACUUUGGACAUUGAUAACGUCCCAAAUACCAUCUGCCUGUCCGCCUUGCUACAUGGUUUGAAACGUGGCAGGUUCCUGGACGACCUCCUAGAAAACCCACCAAGGACUUGGAACGAAGUGAAUGACAGGUCGGCUAGCUUCAUAUUAUCAGAAGACUUCCAAUCGUCCAAGCGACGAGCUGACGAUAAGCAGAGCAAAAGCCAAGAACAGCCACCGAGAAGGGAAGAGAAGAAGAAACAAAAAGUCAGCGAGCAGUGGGGGAAACCCGCUGACUUCCCCAAGCAUGCCAACUACAUACCUUUAACCUUGCCCAGGUCCCAAAUCCUUGCGCAAAUACAACACUGGGUUAGAAGACCCCCACCCCCACUGUAUGAGUCCUCGAGGGCGGACAAGAGCAAGCAUUGUGACUAUCAUCGUACUUAUGGUCACAACACAGAAGACUGCCAACAUCUGAAGGACGAGCUAGAGUUUCUGGCUCGCAAUGGGAAAUUAGAAGGAUAUGUUCAAAAGCCCCACGCCCAGCAACCCACACAAACUCAUUUUGUACAGGGGUAUGACCGACCUCAGGGGCAGAGGUACCAGCUCGGCGGGGUGCAGGAUGUAUAUCAGGACAAUCCAUAUCCUUUGGAGCAGGGCAGGGCGUAUAGAGGACGUCCGUUCAACAGGAGAGGACAGGGGCAGAGGGCUGCUGUCCAAAACCAAAAAGAUAAGAAAGGGGUAGGCUAUGCUGGGAUACCCCCGCCCUCGGGUACAAUAAACAUGAUAUCAGGUGGUGUUCACUCUGGGGGCCAAAGCGCCCGAGCUCGCAAGGCAUAUGCCCGACAGGUGAUGACGGUCAACAAAAACAGACCCUUGAAGCGGCCGUUCGAAGAAGCAGAAUGGGAGAAUAUGCCUGUCACAUUCAGCCCGGCAAAUUACAAGCGAGCAGAAGGAGAGCCUGACAUUAUGAUGCCCCAUGCAGAUCCCUUUGUGGCAACGGUUCAUAUAGGCAAUCAUAAUGUCAAUAAGGUGUUUAUUGAUACUGGCAGCUCGCCAGAUAUUUUAUACUGGAGCUAUUUUCAAAAGAUGCAGCUGAAUCUGGGCUCGCUGCAGAAAUAUGAAGGGCCCAUAUACGGAUUUGAUAACCAGCCCGUCCCGGUCGAGGGAGUUAUUACUCUUCCCAUAUAUAUGGGCUUAGAACCGCGCUUCAGGAUGGCUUCCAUCACCUUCCUGGUCAUGAAGAUGGAAUCAGCUUUCAAUGCUAUAUUAGGAAGAGCCACUCUAUGCGAGCUGAAGGCUGUUAUCUCGCAGUCCCAUCUCUGGAUGAAAUUCCCAACUCCUCAGGGGGUAGGAGUGCUGAAAGGGAAUCAGAAGAUGGCUAGAGCCUGUUAUCAGGACACGUUCAAGAAGGUCGAGCUCGCCGCAGCCCCGGCGAGUGCUGAAGGGCGCAAGCCAACCCAACUCAGUCAACAGACAAUGAGUAUAUCCGACAUUGAGCAUCGACCUGAGAGCGUUGAGCAGAAGGCAGAGCCAGUAGAACCAGUGGAAACGGUGCCUUUAAACCCGGAUGUGCCGGAGAGAACACCAAAUGGCAAGUGGAGGAUGUGUAUUGAUUUCACCAACCUCAAUGAUGCGUGUCCAAAAGACCCUCAUCCCUUGCCAAACGUUGAGAAGUUAGUGGAACGGGCAGCAGGACAUGAACGGAUGAGUUUUCUUGACGCCAGCUCGGGUUACCACCAAGUCCAGCUGUUGCUAGACGACCAGGAAAAAACAACUUUUUACGCUGGCGACGCAAUCUACUGUUAUGUCAUGAUGCCGUUCGGCCUCAAAAAUGUUGGAGCAACAUACCAGAAGCUGGUGCGAAUUAUCUUUAAGCUCCAGAUCGGCAGAAACAUAGAAGUGUAUGUAGAUGACAUGAUAGUCACCAGCGUGCGAGCUGAGGAUCACAUCGACGGCCUGGAUGAAACUUUUCAAAACUUACACCGAGCCCAAAUGAAGCUGAAUCCCUUGAAAUGCACGUUUGCUGUGGAAUCGGGGAAAUUCCUGGGGUACGUGGUAUCCAAGAAAGGAAUCGAAAUAAAUCCAGAGAAGGUACAGGCCGUUCGGCAGAUGGAACCUCCCAACACAGUAAAAGACGUACAGUGUCUGACAGGUUGGGUAGCUGGGUUGCACAGGUUUAUAGCCAGAUCGGUAGAAAGAUGCCUCCCGUUCUUCAAAGCUCUGCGGGAGCCUAAAAACUUCCAGUGGACUGAUGAAUGUCAACAAGCGUUUGACGAGCUCAAACAAUAUUUGGCAUCCGCACCCCUGCUGUCUAAGCCUGUCGAUGGGGAAUGUUUGUAUCUUUAUCUGGGGCUCACAGAAGAAGCAGUGAGUUCAGUGCUAUUGAGAGAAGAGAAUAAGAAUCAGAAGCCUAUCUGCUACGUGAGCAAAGUGUUACAAGGUGCCGAGCAGAACUACCCGCUAGCAAAAAAGGCUGCUUUUGCUUUGGUCUGCACAGCUCGUAAGCUGAGAGCUUAUUUUCAGUCUCAUCAGAUUGUUGUUUAUACUGAUUUCCCACUAAGGAAAAUAUUGCAGAAGCCAGAACUCUCUGGUCGGCUCAUCGAAUGGAGUGUCGAGCUGAGUGAGUAUGACCUCAAAUUUCAACCGCGCACGACUAUAAAAGGUCAAGCUGUGGCAGACUUCUUGGUAGAAUGCGCCCCGGCGACUGUGAAAGAAAAGGCACCUAAGUACCCAGUUUGGGUUUUGUUUGUUGACGGAGCUGCUAAUGUCGACGAAUCGGGUGCUAGAGCUGUGUUACUACGCCCUAAUGGCUUUAAAUCCGAGCAUGCGCUGAGAUUUAAGUUCCAAACAACCAAUAAUGCUGCAGAGUAUGAAGCCCUCAUUUAUGGAUUGAAGCUGGCGUCCGAGCUGAAGAUCGACAAAAUACCAAGAGCAGAUAACCACCGAGCUGACGAGCUGUCAAAGUUGGCCUCCUCGCGGGACUUUAACCCUCAGAGGUCAACCAUCGUUGAAGUGCUGGAUGCCUCGAGCUACAUUGAUUUCACGGUCGAGUGUCAACUGCUAAGCAUGGAUCCCUCUACACCGAGCUGGACUACCCCACUCAUAAAUUAUCUGCAAAGUGGCGAGCUGCUUGAAGAUCCGUCCGCCGUGAAAUUGGUUAAACGAAGGGCAGCACAUUUCACUUUAGAAGUUCACGAAGGAGUAUGUGGCACGCACAUCGGCGGCAAAACUUUAGCUUGGAAACUCCUGAGGCAUGGGUAUUACUGGCCCACCAUGGUCGAGGACGCGCAGAGCUAUGUCAGAAAAUGUCCGACCUGCCAGUUCAAUGCUGAUGAUAUACACAUGCUAGGGGAAAUGCUAUCGUCUCUCACGUCUCCCUGGCCUUUUGCUCAAUGGGGUGUCGACUUGCUCGGUCCUUUUAUCAAAGGCAAAGGAGGAUGCACUUUCCUGGUCGUUGCAGUGGAUUACUUCACUAAGUGGAUAGAAGCUAAACCGCUGUCCACGACAACAGAAAGGAAAAUAGAAGAAUUCUUGUUCAAUUCAAUAUUGUGCAGGUUCGGCAUACCUAAGCGGAUUAUCGCCGACAAUGGGCUACAGUUCCGAGCAGCAGCACUAAGAUCGUUUUGUAACGACUAUGGCAUUGAGCUCGCCUUGACGUCCGUGUAUACUCCACAGUCCAACGGACAAGCCAAGUCCACCAAUAAAAUCAUCUUGCGAGGCCUCAAGACGCGCGUUUUGGCUGCACAUUCUAGUUGGGUUGACAAGCUCAACAAAGCCGUCAUCCCGGUAGAGGUGGGAUUGCCAUCUAAUCGAGCAGGCUGGCAUGACGAUCUCAACAAUGAGCAACUGUUGAGAGAAAACCUAGACUUCGUGGAAGAGGUCAGGGAGAUGUCUAGAAUAAGAAACAUGGCGCAUCAAAGUCGUGUUGCAAAGUUUUACAAUAAAAGAGUUCGAGCUCGCCAGUUUCAAGUCGGCGACCUGGUUAUACGUAAAGUUGGAUUGACGAAUGCUUACUCGCACAUGGGCAAGCUCGCACCUAAUUGGGAAGGACCUUAUAUGGUUAUUUCUAUUCAACGACCUGAGUCUUACCGAUUAGCAGAUUUACAAGGUCGUCCAUUACCAUUCAUUUGGAACAUACACAAUCUUAGAAAGUUUUACAGUUAAGAGUUAGCUGUUCAGUUAACGUGUAUGUUAUUAGUGUUCGGGCCGUCAUGGAUCAGUUGUAAAUAGCAUUUUAUAGAGAAAUCAAAACACAGAAAGUUC
Rubroshorea leprosula is the source of this 5405-nucleotide messenger RNA. The record is from the annotation of a GenBank genome assembly. Lineage: Eukaryota; Viridiplantae; Streptophyta; Magnoliopsida; Malvales; Dipterocarpaceae.